Molecule: messenger RNA, 1912 nt
Organism: Apis cerana (Asiatic honeybee)
Lineage: Eukaryota; Metazoa; Arthropoda; Insecta; Hymenoptera; Apidae
Biological process (GO): multicellular organismal reproductive process
Source: RefSeq, a predicted model, not a curated record
ACGAAAGGAACGCGUGUUUAGUUUACAAGAAUCGAUCCACCUAGCCACCUUGAUUCCUCAUCUCGAUUAUAAAUCUCGUGUGUUCGAAAUUAAUUAAGAGAAAAGAAGAGAAAAAAGUUUAUUUAAAAAAAAGAAAUCUGCUCAACUUAAAAAGAAAAAAGAAAAGAAUAUAAAAAAAUAACUAAGUGAAUCGGUGUGCAUUCGUAAAUACACAGUGCAAAUUCAACUUAUAUUUUAAGAAUUAAAAAGGAACAAAUAAAUAAACUAUCACUGGACAUUUUAAAUAGAAUUUUUUUUUUAAUUUAAAAUUGAAAGCUCGUGUCAAAUUCUUAUAAUUCUUAUCAAAAGAUUGGAUUAAAAAAAUUUAAGAACACGUUCAAGAUCCAAGAUCUUCAAUUGUCCAAGAUCACUUUUAAUCCCCAUUGGUGGACCUCGAUCGAGGUCGAAGUUCUCCAACAUGCUGUCCCAACGAAGGAUAACGAUCUGUGCGGUGAUUUUUGGAUUGUUCUCCGGCGAACUGGUGUCCUGUGAUAAGGAACAAAGCAGAAACGCCGCAUUGAACGAGCCCGACUUCGAAAUUCCUGAAUACAUAUUACCCUGCAGUAGGUCAGAUCCCAAGAUAGACGUGUGCUUUCAGAAUACAUUGAAUCAUCUACAGCCAUAUUUGCUGAAAGGUAUUCCUGAACUGGACUUGCCCCCGAUCGAACCGCUGAUCAUCCCUGAACUGGGAAUGGAGAACGGCCAAGGGGCUGUUCGCGUCAAGGCAUUGUUCUCAAAUAUCACGGUUAUAGGAGCUGGAAAUUACUCGUUAACGAAGUCACGAGUCGACGUGAAAACUUACAGGCUUGACGUUCAUUUGGCAUUCCCGAAGAUCGAACUUCAAGGCCGUUACGAGGUCGUGGGAAACGUGUUGCUCUUCCCCAUUCAGAGCCACGGCGAAUUUUGGGCCCUUUUCGGUGAUGUCCAGGCGGUCGGUCGUAUCCAGGGCGCGGAGGAGAUCCGCGAUGGGGUUCGUUACUUGAAAGUGGCGCGGAUGCUGGUCGAUUUCGAUCUUGGCCGCGCCCGUUUCCGGGUGGUCGAUCAAUUGAACGGCGACAACGUGAUCGGCCAAGCGAUGAACCAGUUCCUCAACCAGAACGCGAAGGAGAUCAUCGAGGAGAUGAGACCGGCAGCGAGCGCCAGUAUCGCGAAACACUUUAAGAAUUUCCUUGGCAAAGCUUUGAACAAGGUCCCGUUGAAAGUUUGGCUUCGUGACACGUAGCUCCACCCUCGUUCUCUUUUCUUUUGAGAACCAUCCUCCUUUUUUUUUCUUUUUUUUUCUUUUUUUUUUAAUUUUUCACUUUCCUGAAACGAUUUUACACGCGGACGUGGAAUUGGAACGUCGGAAUCGAUGAGAGUCAAAGGUGAGAAUGGGGAAGGAUGUGAUCAAGAUCGAUGGAUCUCGACGGACAGAUUAUUUUGACGAUUUCAAAGUGUGCAUUGAUGUGGAUUGAAGAAGAAGAAUGAUAUUAAUUAGGGGAAAUUUAUCGUUUUUUAAGGAUUUAUACGAAUCGAGGUGGUGUUUGAGUGAAGUUGUUUUUGGUCGUUUGAACUUUGGUUGAAAGAAUUUUUUCUUUUUUUUUUUUUUUUUUUUACUUGUUUUAAAAGUGAAAUUUUGGAAAGUUUUUCUUUCCUUAGGAUGAUUCCUUUCUAUCUACCUUUAAUUUUUCUUUCUUAAUUUCAUUCUAUUUAUGAUCUUUAUAAUUUUCAGGCAAACGUCUCUGUAUUGUACUAUUUCCCGUUGUAUUUCAAUAACAAAAAACAAAUGUCUAGUAUUAUUGUUAUUAUUUAUCGUUAAUUUCAAUUGCAACGCAGUGAUCUUUCAUUGUCGAUGAUGUACGUGCAUUAAAGACAAUUAUUGCUGAUCUAAAAA